Lolium perenne is the source of this 1119-nucleotide messenger RNA. Its product is annotated as bidirectional sugar transporter SWEET6a-like. Gene Ontology annotation, cellular component: membrane. The record is from RefSeq and is a predicted model, not a curated record. Gene Ontology annotation, molecular function: sugar transmembrane transporter activity. Lineage: Eukaryota; Viridiplantae; Streptophyta; Magnoliopsida; Poales; Poaceae. Gene Ontology annotation, biological process: carbohydrate transport.
AGGGCUGGGCUAGCGAUCACAAAAAUCACAAAAGUCGAUAGAUCGAUCUAUCCACAAAUCAAGCCAGCCACCUACGUACGUGUGCAACUCGCCGGAAUCAAGCUUUGAAGAUGGUGUCCGCGGACGUGGCCCGGAGCGUCGUCGGCAUCGUCGGCAACGUCAUCUCCUUCGGGCUCUUCCUGUCGCCGGUGCCGACGUUCUGGGGGAUCAUCAAGAAGAAGGACGUGGAGGAGUUCAGCCCGGUGCCGUACCUCGCCACCAUCUUCAACUGCAUGCUCUGGGUCUUCUACGGCCUCCCCUUGGUCCACCCCAACAGCACGCUCGUCAUCACCAUCAACGGCAUCGGCCUCGCCAUCGAGGCCGCCUACCUCGUCACCUUCUUGCUGUACGCGCCAAACAGGAAGCGCCUCUGGGUGCUCGCCGUGCUCGCCGCCGAGGCCGUCCUCAUGGCCGCCCUCGUGACCGGCGUGCUCCUCGGCGCCCACACGCACGACAGCCGCUCCAUGAUCGUCGGAAUCCUCUGCGUCAUCGCCAACACCUGCAUGUACGCAGCCCCGCUCAGCGUCAUGGGCAAAGUUAUCAAAACCAAGAGCGUCGAGUACAUGCCCUUCUACCUCUCCUUGGUCGGAUUGCUCAACGGAGGCUGCUGGACGGCCUACGCCCUCAUCAAGUUCGACCUCUACAUCACCAUCCCCAAUGGCCUCGGUGUGCUCUUCAGCAUCGCCCAGCUCAUCCUAUACGGAUGCUACUACAAGUCCACCCCAAAGAAGGCCAAGAACGUCGAGCUGCCAACCAUCGCCGACAAAACCCUCAGCACCAACGUCUCCAUCACCGUCCAUGAUGAGGAUGAUGAUGAUGAUGCUUAAAUUUAGAAGCCAUGAGUUUCCAUCGCCGUCGAGAAAUAAGCGCACCAUCCUGCCGCCGUCUGUCCGUCCUCUAGGUUCAGCUACAUGUUAUUAGGCUUAAACAGUUAAACUUGUAUCCUACUAUUUCUUCCUUAGUUCAGACAUUACUUUCUUCUACUUUUAACUGGCGGUGUUAGUUUUCAGUUAAUUCAUUGGCGCGCCUGUAUUUGGUCCAUCUUAUUAUUCUUGUUUAUAUAAGAUUUUCAUGAUAUUA